AACUUAUUAAAUUGUUAAAUGAUAUUCAAAUAAAAUGGGAAUAUUUGGUACUAAUCCUUUUCAACCGAAGCGAGUGCCUGAGCGCAGGAAAAAAGCAGAAUCUCUCAAUGAGCUAUCAGUCAACGAGCCAGAUACAAGAGCGGAAUUUGAACGAGACAAGCACGAAGCAUCGCAGUUAAAAGGAGCAAAAUUGAGAACUAACAGUGGGGAACUUGUGUUUCUCAAUGGAGCCUGGAAAAAAGUGUCACAUGGCGAAGAUGAAAAGGAAUGUGCCAAAAUAGAAGAGGAAAAUGCAGAAUUGGAGGAAAAGAACAAUUUGCUGAAACUGCAGAUAGAAACGCUUCUCGAUCUUGUCACAGAACACUCGGCCAGUGUACAGACCCUGGAGAAAGAACUUGCGAACAUGUGAAAAAAAUGUAAAAUUAUUUGUUGUAUAAAAUUUGCAGUCUGUAUAAAUUCUAAACUUUGUAAUUAAAACAAAUUUGUAAUUAGAUUUUAGUCUCGGUAUACAUCUAUGUUAGUGUAAACCAUAUUUGAAAUACAUCGAUUUGCCCCUAACUUUUU
Molecule: messenger RNA, 564 nt
Organism: Symsagittifera roscoffensis
Lineage: Eukaryota; Metazoa; Xenacoelomorpha; Acoela; Convolutidae
Product: protein chibby homolog 1-like
Exons: 3
Coding region: 35-409 (124 amino acids)
Source: RefSeq, a predicted model, not a curated record